Messenger RNA from Hibiscus syriacus, 526 nucleotides. RefSeq names its product dCTP pyrophosphatase 1-like. The record is from RefSeq and is a predicted model, not a curated record. Lineage: Eukaryota; Viridiplantae; Streptophyta; Magnoliopsida; Malvales; Malvaceae. The transcript has 2 exons. Gene Ontology annotation, biological process: nucleoside triphosphate catabolic process. The coding region runs from base 81 to 470 and encodes 129 amino acids. Gene Ontology annotation, molecular function: nucleoside triphosphate diphosphatase activity.
AAACCCUUCUUUCCUUUUAUCAUUUUUUUCCUUUCCUUUUAUCAUUUUUUUAUUCCUUUUUUGUAUUAAACAAAGGAACGAUGACUGGGGGAAUUGAGGAAGGUGAUCAAAGUGUGAGUCUUGAUCUUCUUAAGCAGGAAAUGGCCAACUUUGCCAAGGAAAGGGACUGGGAUCAGUUCCACAGCCCUAGAAACCUCCUUUUGGCCCUGGUGGGUGAAGUGAGAGAAUUGUCGGAGAUAUUUCAAUGGAAAGGGGAGGUACCAAAAGGGUUGCCUGAUUGGAAAGAAGAAGAAAAAGUUCAUGUCGGUGAAGAACUCUCCGAUGUUCUACUCUACCUCGUAAGGUUGUCUGAUAUUUGUGGCAUUGAUCUGGGGAAAGCUGUUUUGCGCAAAGUUGAACACAAUGCUAUCAAAUACCCGGCUUCAAAGAAAAACCUCAACUCCAACAAUGGCAUUACAGGGAGUAGUUGAUCAUUAUCUAUUUAAGUGUUUAGUUUUCUUUAAGAACUUGUAUUUAUAUUGUAAUA